Molecule: messenger RNA, 2836 nt
Organism: Planococcus citri (citrus mealybug)
Lineage: Eukaryota; Metazoa; Arthropoda; Insecta; Hemiptera; Pseudococcidae
Product: mucin-2-like
Exons: 8
Coding region: 1187-2524 (445 amino acids)
Source: RefSeq, a predicted model, not a curated record
AAAAUCAUCUCAGUGGAGAAACAAUCAGUCGCGUCAGGUUGAAAGUUGAAGUAUCCGUUCGUUUCUUUGUUUCGAUUCAAAUUUUAUUUCAAGUUUUGACAAUGCUACAAAUAAAACAAUACUUUAAUUUGUGUUCUUUACGAACUGGGACGUUAAUCGUGUUAUGGGUUGUAUUGAUUAGCUCCGGUUUACACAUGUGGGCCGUUAAUUUUAAUCAGAAUUAUGAUAACAAAAUACCGAUCCGCGAAAAACGUUCAGUUGAUAUCGACAUCUUCAAUAAAGGAGCAAAUGAAGCUGCAAAAUUCUUUGAAAAUCUCCGCAACAAAGUUGAUAAUGCAGUUUCAUCCGUCAAACAAGCACCUGCGAAUUUCUUAAACACAGUUCAGGCUUUGCCGGGUAAAUUAAUCAACGGAUUAGGCCAAGGGAUUGUAGAUGUUUUCAAGAACAUCGCCGGUGUUGAUGAAAAAAUCGGCGAAUUGGAAACUAUUGCACAAAACCUUUGGGAGAAAUGCGUCCAUUAUUUUUUUCUCAUUUGGAGUAUUCUGGGCAUCACCACUUCUGCCUGUGGGAUUUAUGGAAUUUACAAGAAUGUUCCAAAGUGUUUGACGUACAGCGUUGUUUUCUUCUAUUUUUCUAUGAUAUCCGGUUUAUUAAUUAUAUUGCUGAUGAGUGUCGAUGCAAGUAUCCAACAUAAAAUAUUCAUCUCGCGCGAAUUGUGUAGAAUUGAAUGGACGAGCUCGGAAUAUUCAACGACGUUGAUCAUUAUUGGACUUUCAUUUUAUAUAGGUAUUUUGGUGUAUUUUAUCUUCGUUGUGAAGAAAUACAGAGGCAUAUUGAGGAAAAUUGUCGGUAAAGAAGCCGAUUUAAAGGAUGCGGCGUCUAAGAAUGAUGACAUACCCAUGAAAGAUGCACGUAUGGUAUCACUAUCACCGCUAUAUGUAUAAUAUAGGUAUAAUUGAAUGAUGAAUGAAUGCUAAUUUCUAUCUGAUAAAACAACAGACUAAUUAAUCUUAUCUGUAUAAUAAGAAAAUAGUUGAUUGGAUAUUUUUAUUUUUUAGAUUAAUCUACCUCAUUACCUACUCUUAGACUGUUCAUUAUUAAGUAAAUCAAACAUUUGGUACAAGUAUGUAGAAACAAACUUGUGUUAUUGCUAGCUAUAAGUUCUGAGGAAUCAUUAGUGCGAAAAAUGAAACAACGAAGUGAUGGGUGUCUUUUACGCAAAUUCACGCUGUUCUUAUUAUGGAUAGUUGCGAUUGGUUCCGGUUUAUACAUGUGGGGUGUUAAUUUCAAUCACAAGCAUCCCUUACUAUAUGACAACAAUACAUGCAACAAUGUGGAAAAUUAUGCAAUUGAUAACUCAACCGAGAAAAUAAAUCGCACCAAACGUGCAACUACUGGAGAUACUACGGUCGUUCCAAAUCCUGUAAAUACUCGUACAAGUAGUAAGCCAACUACCAGUAAGCCAACUACUAAAAAACCAACUACUAAAAAGCCAACUACCACUAAGCCAACUAUCACUAAGCCAACCACCACUAAGCCAACCACCAGUAAACCAACUACCAGUAAGCCAACUACCACUAAGCCAACUACCAGUAAACCAACUACUAGUGAAGCAACAACUACGAGCAGUAGUCCUACCACAGAAAAAAUCAACAGUACACCCAUUACCAGAGCACCUUCUGAUGAUACAAACACUACCAUCAGCAGCACCACUCUAUCGGAUAGCUCACACGAAAAUUCUGAGAACACAACACAACAAAUCAGUACAAAUGAUGCCAUUACCACUUCAACAGUCAGAAGUGAACCUGAUCUUCAUAAUGAAACAAAAAAUGCCACAGAUCAAGCCAACAACACGAGUCAGAGUCCUACAACUGAGAGCAUUAAAACGACAACAAUUACGAGUGGAACCUCACCAUCAGAAAAUCAAACUUCGUCGACUUUCUCACCUUUUGAAAACAGCACCGAUAUACCCGAUAAUGAUGAACAGAAUGUAACCUGCAUCUAUGUGAAUAUCCAGGCUAUUAGAGAAACACUCAGACCCUAUAUCCAUUAUUAUUCUCUGGCAUGGAGUAUACUCGCCCUUACCAGCUCUCUCCUCGGGAUAUAUGGCAUUUAUAAGAAUAUUUCAAAACUUCCGGCAUUCAGCAUUUUCUUCUUUUAUUUCACCGUCUUGACCCUGGUUUUAUUAGCGUUGGAGAUUAAUUUCGAUUCAAAUAUAGAGUAUAGAACGUUCGUCUUACACGAAUUCACCGGCGUUGCUUGGAAUAGCUGCGGUUUGCGGAGUACGAAGUUGUGGAUGAUUAAUACUGGACUUGCUACCUUAACAGCUCUUUCAUUCUGUUUCGCGAUAAUCGUGAGCAAAUUUCGCCGCACCAUGAUAAAGAACACCAAACUACGAACAAAUUACUCCGAGGACGAGGAUUCUGAUUCUGAUUAUAGUAUACCAUUGAAAGGUGAUACAGAUUCUGCCUGGCCAAAUAUGUACGCAAGUGCACCACCUCAACAUUAUUCUGAGGAAGUGUAAUAGCCUGGGUAAACUUGAGAUUCAUUUUUGGCAAGAAAAAAUUGGAUAUUCAUUUUUGAUAGUGAUUAUUUUGUCUUCAUUUUACUUACAUAAGUACAACAAUUGAUAGAUAAUAUUAUAUUGCAUUUAUUUUACAUUUUUACUCAGCCAAUGGGAGAAUUUUUGUUAAGAUACCUACCUAUGUAAUAUUUACGUAUUUAUAGAAUUUUCGAAGCUUCGAUUUGAAAAAUUUAUUUGCAAUUGAAUUCCUAGUUAUAGGUAAGUAUUAUUUUCUAGUCAAUAAGAACUAAAAAAAAAACUUCAAGAAAAGAA